Messenger RNA from Daldinia loculata, 1977 nucleotides. Its product is annotated as HET-domain-containing protein. The transcript has 2 exons. NCBI's taxonomy places the organism in Eukaryota, Fungi, Ascomycota, Sordariomycetes, Xylariales, Hypoxylaceae. Bases 152 to 1933 code for a protein of 593 amino acids. The record is from RefSeq and is a predicted model, not a curated record.
GAGCACAUAUGACUUAAAGCUUGAUAAUCACUUUGACUUGGAAGAUAUUUCUGCAAAAGUCUUACCUUCUAGAUUUGUUGGUCGUAAGAGUUAAUGUCACUAGACCAAUAAUAUCUUUGAGCACCAGCGCGGCCUUUGAAAUACCGCAACAAUGCGUCUUCUUAAUGUGCAUACGAUGCAAUUGGAGGAAAUUCUCGACGUGGAAGACGCCUCUGGUUACGCUAUACUCUCGCAUACGUGGGGUGAGGAUGAAGUAUCAUUUCAGAAUUUGCACGACGAAGAGACCAAGUUUACAUCUGGCUAUCGAAAGAUUGAAUGUUUCUGUCGUCAAGCUAUCAAAGACGGUUUCAAUCAUGCUUGGAUCGAUACUUGCUGCAUUGAUAAAAAGGACCCAACAGAGCUUUCAGAGGCAAUCAAUUUAAUGUUCCGGUGGUACCAAGAAUCAUCUGUUUGUUACGUCUAUCUAGCUGACGUCGAAGCCGACGAAAGGGGAUACGUCGGGAGUUCCGUGCUAGGAAACAGUCGCUGGUGGACUAGAGGCUGGACGCUUCAAGAGUUACUUGCCCCCAAGCGCGUCAUUUUCUUUGAUCGAAAUUGGAAUGCCUUUGGAACAUUCAGAUGCUAUGAUAUGGCAUUGCAUCUACCUGACAUUAUUGAAAUGCUGCCUUCCAUAACGCACAUAAACAAGGAGAUCCUAUAUUAUAGAGAUCAGAUGAAAGAUACUACUGCAGCUGAGAAGCUAUCAUGGGCAUCCCGCCGCCAGACCACAAGAAAGGAAGACAUGGCAUACUGCUUAUUAGGUAUACUUGAUGUCAAUAUGCCACUCCUAUAUGGAGAGGGCAACAGGGCAUUUAUUCGGCUCCAAGAAGAAUAUAUCAAACAGCACAAUGAUCCCAGCUUGCUAAUAUGGGGUUUUGGAAUACCAUGCACCGAUGCAUUUCAGGCCCGUAUGGCCGAGUUCCCGCUGGCACCGUCUCCCUCGCUCUUCGCUGGCUUCAAUUCUCUCACCAGAAGAUUUGAGAAGAACAAGGUACCCUUUCCUUUUACACGCACAAACAACGGGAUUGAAGUCGAGCUUCUUCUAUUAACCCUCGAAGACAACGUACAGCUUGCUCUUUUUGGAUUGGAUCAUGAUUUCUACAGCUGUUAUCGGAAAACUCCCAAGCUCUCGCUACUGAGACGUCUUUCUACGUGGCAACCUGCGAAUGACGCAAGGAGUCGCGUACGGAAACCUAUAAUCGCAGUACCAUUGAAAUACUGUCAGGCAGAAUCUCGGGUCGGAUUUGACGUGUAUGAGCGUAUUUUAUUAUGGCCGCCUUUCCUCAUACCGGAAGAUUCAUGCAUGAAAGCUGAAUGGAAGAGAGCGUGUCUUAAAGCCGCGAGCUCUCAGAUGAGAUCGAGUGCAUCCGAAAUACGAUUCAAUUUGUUAUUUCCAAUCGACAUACAAGUAUUGCUUGAUAAUGGCUUCGGACUGAAAAGCGUCUACCCGCCGCGAGAUACUACUGUCGGGAAUGAUCUGAUAUUAUAUGUACUGCAUGGCACGCAAUACAAAAAACGUCUGUUCAUCUUUGAAGGGCCUAAUAACCUACCCUUGGGGUUUCUUAUUAAUGACCGAUCCCAGUACAAGCUAGCAGCAGGUGCGCUAAUUGGAGAAAUAAGCAUAUCUGACAUGAAAUAUCAUCUAUUACCUCAAGGUAGCAUUCUAUUUAAGCGUACAAGUAUAGCAGGAUGGUUGGCUGCAGUACGAAGUAGGCUAUACGGGGUGUCGAGUAUUGAGAUAUCCGGCGAGCAACUAGGGAGGCCUGGCAUACGCCAUCUAAAGAUAGCACUGCGCACAAGGGGUCAAAAGUCUGGACGAAGUCUUACUGUACAAUUCGACGUAAUACCAGUAAACCCUUAUAGCAAAGAACAAACUCAGCAUAUUUCGUUAUGAUUCUAGAAGAGACAUCUGGAACAAAGGAUACCUUCAGUACCUAC